Molecule: messenger RNA, 2783 nt
Organism: Oncorhynchus gorbuscha (pink salmon)
Lineage: Eukaryota; Metazoa; Chordata; Actinopteri; Salmoniformes; Salmonidae
Gene: cep83
Product: centrosomal protein 83
Exons: 16
Coding region: 381-2516 (711 amino acids)
Cellular component (GO): centrosome
Source: RefSeq, a predicted model, not a curated record
GUUAACUUGAUAACUGAUUUGACAUUGUUCAGUGACCGGUUGUUAGCAAGCUAGUGUACGUUGGCUAGAACGGCGGGAGUUAAAGCGCCACUUUCAAAAAUAGUAGCACUAGUUGAAUCUAAAUGACUGGCUAACUACUGAUGACAGCUUGGAGAUCUGUGCCCUUGCUAUUUGAUUUUGUGCGAUAGUGAUCCGCCAAACACAGUUGUUAUGCUAUCAAGUACUGUAGCUAGUCAACGUCGUAUGGUCCGGGCAAGACAGUCAGCUGAACUGUUUAGUGUGCAGUGAUGGAACUGUUUGUCUUUGCUGGGCUGGAUUGCCUUGCCUGUAUUUGUUGCAUCUGAGUCUGACAUUGUCUUCUGUUCUUUGAUAGAGGCGAGAUGAACCCCUCUGCUUUUGCUCAGUCCGGCCCCCUGCACCCAAGCCUGGACCCUGGGGGGAUGGUGAAGCUGGUGGAGUCCGACAUGGAGCUGCAGAAGAUGCUGAUCGAUGAGCGGAUGAGAUGUGAGAACCACAAGACCAACUACCGGACUCUCAAGGCUGAACAUACCAGGCUGCAGGAUGAGUUUACCCGGGGGCAGGGAGAGCUGAAGCGUCUCCUCAGUGACAAGCAAACCGCCCAGGAGAAACUGCAGCUGCUGCUGGCUGAACUCCGCGGUGAGAUGCUGGACAAGACCAGGGAGCUGGAGGAGCUACGACUACAGGUGCUGACCCCCCAGCGGUUGGAGCUGUUGAGGGCCCAGGUGCAGCAGGAGAUGGAGGGGCCUGUCAGAGAGCGCUUCAACAAACUGGAGGAGGAGACUGAGAAGUACAGGUCUGAGUAUAACAAGCUGCGGUACGACUACACCUUCCUGAAGUCUGAGUUUGACCACCAGAGAGAGGAGAGCGCUCGCAUACUGGAGGAGAAGAAGAUCCGCUUUGAUGCUGAGGUAUCACGGCUGGAAAGGGACAGAGAGGACCUGAUUGGCCAGUAUCAGGGCACAGACUCGUCUAGAGACGGUAAACGCGUUGAGUCUCUGCUGAGAGAGAAGGCCCAGCUCCACCUGCGUCUGAAGGGCCUGGAGGCUGAGGUGGCUGAGCUCCGGGCCCAGAGGGACAACUCUGGCCAGCAAGCCGAGAACGUGCAGCGCAUCCAGGUCCGCCAGUUCGCAGAAUCCCAGGCUGCAGCCAAGUCACUGGAGGCAGAGAGGCAGUCACUGCGCCUGCAGUUGGAGCGUCUGGGGAGCGAGUUGCAGCUGAGUCAUGAACAGAACACCCAGCUGACCGGCAGACUACACAAGGCUGAGCGAGAGGUCAACACUCUCACCAGCCAGGUGGAGGGCAUGAGGCACUCUCACAAGCUGGAGGUGGCCAAUGUGAAGCUGGAGUGUGCCAGGUCUAGAGGGGAGGUGGAGCGGGAGAGAGACACACUACAGGGCCAAAUGGAAGGUAUGCAGUCUGAUGUGGAGGUGUUGAAGGGGACGGUGGAGAGACAGAAGGAGGUGCUGGCUGAGAGGGAGAGGGAACUCGUCCGGAGGGUGCAGGCUGCUCGCGAGGAAGAGUUCCACAAAACAGCUAUCGUCCACGAGGAGAAGUUGGUGCUGGAGGAUCGUCUGGCUGAGCUGGAGCAGCAGAGGGCGCUACAGGAUGCUGCUGGCCACACCCAGAAAGAGGAGUGGGAGGAGCGUCUCCGUGGCGCCCAGCUGGGGGAGGAGUCUGCCCGUAAGGAAUUGCAGAUCCUAAGGACUAAACUGCAGCAGCAGGGCUCUCAGCUGGAGGAACUGCAGACACAGAAGACAGAUAAUGCUGAUCUGAGACGGCAGAACCAGGAGCUGGGGGUGCAGCUGGGUACGUUGUCCCACGCAGAGGCUGAGCUUCUGGAGACCAACCAGCGUCUGAGGGACACCCUGGAGAGGGCCCGGGAGGACUUGAGGAGCGCCCGCUCACAAGCUGAGAGGACCCAACAUGAAGCCGAGAGAUUGGUGGAGGAGCGUCGUGUGGAGUGGUUAGAGGAGAAACACAAACUACAGGAGAGGGAUGCAGAGCUGCAGGAGAAGUACGGCCAGGCCAAGGAGAAACUUCAGAGGGCCGCGCUGGCACAGAAAAAGAGGAAAAACAUGACAGAGAACAAGGAGAAGAGAUACCAGGACAGGAUCCAACUACUGGAGGCUAAGAUGGCAGAGCUGGAGCUCCAGACCAGCUCAGCCAAGAAGCGUCCUUCCUACACCGAAGAGCAUGCCCUCCUUAACAGACGACUGAAGGAACUGCAGCGCCGACACAGCGAGUUCCGACGCCUCCUAUUGGGCAACCAGGUGACCUCUGCCACAGGCCCUGCCCUCAUGACCUCCACCACCGGCACAGGACUUGGCCCGGUCCUCGUACCCGAGUCUGAGGGGCCUAGUCUUCAUGAGGAGCAGCACCAGAGAGAGUUAUCACUGCUGCGUCGGAGGCUGGAGGAGUUAGCCUGUACGCAGCAGCAGCAGAUGGAGGAACUGGGACAGGAACAGGGGCUCUGGCCUGCACGACUCUCUCCCUGAACUCUGACCCCCCCCCCCCCCCCCCAGAGAGUGAGCAUGUAGGAUUUAUUACUCCCUAAAAGUGAUGUUUGGUAAUAUUCUAAUUUAAUCAGUGACAUCUCAAAUAUUUUGUGAAAAACAGUUUGAUUUUAUUGGCACAAAAGAUGUCAAAUGAAAAGAGAACUACAUGGAUUCAAUGUCUACAUUCCUUGUUGAAUAACAGUACUCUAGUCCUUCCAUGCCUUGGCUGUUGAUGCCUAUGUAAAUAAUGAUUUCAAUGGCCAACCA